CUUUGAAUCUCCUCUUUGACUCUCUCUCUCUCUCUCUCUCUCUCUCUCUGCCUAAUAUCCGCCAGAAGCUGAAGCCUAGUCCUCCAUUGUAAUACUUACAUUGCUCUCUUCAGCUUCCCUUUCAGGCUUCUCUCUCUGGUCUACACCGGCUUUAAGCUCUCAGGACAGCUCCCUUUCCCCUUUUGGACAGUGCUAGCUCUUCUCUUUUGUUUUCCACUGCCAGAGCAAAGCCGCUGAAGUAUGUGAACCUUGCAAUCAGAGUGGAGAUGUAGUUAUGCUGCUAGUGCAAGAUAUAGUUUGUCGAUGAUGGAUGCUGAGCAGUAGAUUGAUUCAAUCUAAUAAAACUUUGUCAUGUGUGAUGGCCUCAAAAACUGGUGCAAGAGCUUCCACGAGACAGCAACAGAAAACAGCAGGCGUUCAGACAGUAGAGGCAAAUGAUCUGAGGCCUUUAGCUCCACAGUUUUUAAAGGCAAGCAAACCCGAGUUAGUAGUGCCCGAAGAAUUACCGAAAUAUGUUCAGCACACAUUAAAGGAGGUUAGGGGUGAAGGUGCUGAAAAUAAAGUCUCAUCAAAUUCUAAUCAAAAGGUGUUGUCCAAUUCUUUAAUUAAUAAAUUUGAUUCAAGUUCAUCCUUACUGGGUCUUGAGCAAGCAGCAACUGGUGUAGAUUCUUCUGUCGAUGAUACAAGAGGCUCACUGGAAGGUUUUGUCGAUCAAGAAAAGAAGACAUCAGUGUAUGAGAGCGUGAAGAACAGUUCAGUUUCUGCGAAAGUUAGUGAUGGGACCAGCAGUCUUGCCAAAACCAGUGGAAGUGCCAAGAUUAGUGAUCGUGUUGAUUUUGUUGAGAGUGGAAAGAGCAGUAUGUGUAGAGGUAGCACAAGCAGUGAUAUAAGCGAUGAGAGUACCUCUAGCAGCUUUAGUAGCAGUAUCAGCAAACCGCACAAAGCAAAUGACAUGAGAUGGGAAGCCAUCCAAGCUAUUCGAGCAAGAGACGGGGCUUUGGGGUUGGGCCAUUUUAGACUGCUGAAGAGGCUUGGCUGUGGGGACAUUGGUAGUGUCUAUCUGUCUGAGUUAAGUGGAACUAAAUGCUACUUCGCAAUGAAGGUUAUGGAUAAAGGGUCUCUAGCAACUCGGAAGAAGCUGCUUCGUGCUCAGACAGAACGAGAGAUACUUCAGUCUCUGGACCAUCCCUUCCUUCCAACAUUAUACACCCACUUUGAGACAGAUAAGUUCUCAUGUUUGGUAAUGGAGUUCUGUCCUGGAGGAGAUUUGCACACUCUGAGGCAGAGGCAGCCAGGAAAGCAUUUCCCUGAGCAGGCAGUCAAAUUCUAUGUAGCAGAGGUCCUGCUAAGUCUAGAGUACCUCCACAUGCUUGGUAUUGUCUACCGUGAUCUUAAGCCAGAAAAUGUCCUUGUGAGGGAUGAUGGACACAUAAUGCUCUCUGACUUUGACCUUUCACUCCGCUGUGCUGUUAGCCCAACUCUUGUCAAAACCUCAUCUAUGGAAUCUGACCCAUUCCGGAAAAACCCUGUUUACUGUGUCCAGCCAGCUUGCAUUGAGCCUUCCUGCAUUCAGCCAUCCUGCGUAGUCCCUACAACAUGCUUCUCACCGCGCCUCUUUUCAAGCAAGUCUAAGAAGGACAGGAAACCUAAAAAUGACAUAGGUAACCAAGUCAGCCCAUUACCUGAGCUCAUUGCUGAGCCAACUGAUGCCCGGUCUAUGUCUUUUGUUGGGACGCAUGAAUACUUGGCACCCGAGAUCAUUAAGGGUGAAGGUCAUGGAAGUGCUGUUGAUUGGUGGACUUUUGGAAUCUUUCUGUAUGAAUUACUGUUUGGUAAAACUCCUUUUAAGGGAUCUGGAAAUCGAGCUACACUGUUCAAUGUUGUGGGUCAGCCUCUGCGUUUUCCAGAAUCGCCGGUUGUCAGUUUUGCAGCGAGGGAUCUCAUAAGGGGGUUGCUUGUAAAGGAACCACAGCAUAGAUUGGCCUAUAAACGAGGGGCAACUGAGAUCAAGCAGCACCCUUUCUUUGAAGGUGUUAAUUGGGCAUUGAUACGCUGUGCUACUCCGCCUGAGAUCCCAAAACCUGUCGAGAUGGAGAGAUUACCUGCUCCAACAGCAUCAACAAGCGAAAAAACUGCUGCGGCUACACCUGCUCCUGAGCAGAAAGGUUCGGAUAAUUAUCUUGAAUUUGAUUUCUUUUAGUGAUGAUUGGUGUUGAUUGCAAGUAGUUUAUAUAGGAUAACUGUUUUGAAUAUUUCAGGGAUUAAUAUUGGUGAUUAUGAAGUUCUUUUCAUUUCUACUUUUAUAAAGAAUUUAGGGGGAAUUGUAUGGUUGUUA
Messenger RNA from Juglans microcarpa x Juglans regia, 2335 nucleotides. Its product is annotated as serine/threonine-protein kinase D6PKL2-like. Lineage: Eukaryota; Viridiplantae; Streptophyta; Magnoliopsida; Fagales; Juglandaceae. Bases 311 to 2200 code for a protein of 629 amino acids. Gene Ontology annotation, cellular component: nucleus; cytoplasm; plasma membrane. The record is from RefSeq and is a predicted model, not a curated record. The transcript has 4 exons. Gene Ontology annotation, molecular function: protein serine/threonine kinase activity; ATP binding. Gene Ontology annotation, biological process: protein phosphorylation.